Messenger RNA from Colletotrichum destructivum, 2262 nucleotides. Its product is annotated as Putative serine/threonine-protein kinase Rio1. The record is from RefSeq and is a predicted model, not a curated record. Gene Ontology annotation, biological process: maturation of SSU-rRNA. The transcript is spliced from 2 exons. Lineage: Eukaryota; Fungi; Ascomycota; Sordariomycetes; Glomerellales; Glomerellaceae. The coding region runs from base 1 to 1791 and encodes 596 amino acids. Gene Ontology annotation, cellular component: cytosol; preribosome, small subunit precursor. Gene Ontology annotation, molecular function: protein serine/threonine kinase activity; ATP binding.
AUGGAGGGGCAGAGGGGCAAUGCACAACAUCGACUGACGCCUCAAGCAGAGAGCAGCAUCCUCGACUCGACAAGACCAAGCCAGCGACAAGACACAACGCAAGUGCCGGUGCCAGAAAGACAAGACCAGACCACACCACACAGACCGCCUACCAUGGCUUCCAACGAGUCCCCCGCUGCUCCCCACGAGCCUCCAUACACAUACCGCCCCAACCAGGGCUACGACCAGACCGAGUCUAUCCCCGUCGAGCUGAGAACCGUGCCCAACGACGCUUCUGCCCACGACGACGAGGAUGACGGCGACCUCGAAGAUAUUUUCGGCGAGGACGAAGAGAUUGACGACGAGGACUGGAGCGCCGACUCGGGCAACCUGACCAAGUCGUACAACCGCCAGCGUAUGUUCAACACCACCGACUCAGCCCUGCCGCGCUCCAACGCCCAGAGACCGGCUGCCAACACCAAGUCGAGCGUCGACGACCAGAUCACCGCCCUCUCCAAGCACGCCGCGAAGAUCCGCCUGGACGGCGUCAAGGAGAAUGACGAGAAAAGCAAGGACAAGGCCGACCGGGCGACGAGCGAGCAGGUGCUGGACCAGCGCACGCGCAUGAUCUUGCUGCAGAUGAUCAACCGCGGCAUCGUCAGCGAGAUCCAUGGUGCCAUCAGCACCGGAAAGGAGGCUAACGUUUAUCACGCCAUCCUGCACCCCGAGGGCGACGGCCCCAACAUCCAACGGGCCAUCAAGGUGUACAAGACUUCGAUCCUCGUCUUCAAGGACCGCGAGAGGUACAUCACAGGCGAGCACCGCUUCCAGAAGGGCUUCGACAAGAGCAGCAACAGGAAGAUGGUCAAGCUGUGGGCCGAGAAGGAGUUCCGCAACCUGAGGAGAAUACACGCUGCCAGAAUCCCGUGCCCAGAGCCCAUCAGCCUGAAGCUGCACGUCCUGGCCAUGGGCUUCCUCGGUGACAAGAGGGGCUGGGCAUACCCCCGGCUGAGAGACGCCAACCUGACUGGUGACGAUGUCGACCAGCAGUGGAGGAACCUCUACGUCCAGCUUCUGGGUCUCAUGCGCCGGAUAUACCAGGUCUGCAGGCUCGUCCACGCCGACUUGAGCGAGUACAACAUCCUCUACAACAGCGGCAAGCUGUACAUCAUCGAUGUCUCCCAGAGUGUCGAACCUGACCACCCCCGCGCGCUGGAGUUCCUGCGCAUGGAUAUCAAGAACGUCGGUGACUUCUUCAGGAGAAAGGGCGUCGACACGCUCAGCGACCGUGCCAUCUUCGACUUUGUCUCGUCGCCCGAGGGUCCGGUCGAGGAGCCCGCCCUGGGCGAGGCGCUCGAGAAGCUGUACGAAAGCAGACCCGCCGACAACGAGGAGGCCGCCGCCGAGCAGGAAGUCGAUAACGAGGUUUUCCGGAAGCAGUACAUUCCCCAGACCCUCGAGCAGGUCUACGACAUCGAGAAGGACGGUGCCAAGAUUGGCCAGGGCGAGGGCGACAAGCUCGUCUACAAGAACCUGCUCGCCGACGCCGUCGUGAAGGAGGACGAAGAACAGGAGGCUGAGGACGAGACUUCCGACGAUGAGUCGGGCAGCGGAGCGUCCUUGGCCAGCGGCGAAGAGGACGACUCCAGGUUUGACAAGGGCCGACCUAGGGGACGUAAGCACGAGGACAAGGAGGAGAAGAAGCAACACAAGCUGGCCGUCAAGGAGGCCAAGCGCGAAAAGCGCAAGGAAAAGAUCCCCAAGAGCGUCAAGAAGAAGCUGGUCUCGUCUUCGUCUAGGAAGAAGCACUGAGCCAACUCCCCUCAUUUGACAUGCAUGAACGGAUACCCCCCACUUGCGAGGAAAGCCUUGGAAGCGGAAGACAUGGAUGCAAUCGGGUGAUGAAGACUCGAUCGGCCUCAGACGGGGUCGGCAUGCAGUGUUUAACCAUUCGGUAUAACCGCUGCUGACCCCGUCAUUCUGGCUCUCGAAUGCCCUCUUCUACUUCCAGAGAGGCACCAUGAUGAUCAAGGAGAGCUCUGACGAUUGCACCAUUUCUCCGCUGCGGUGUUGGACCUUAAGACUGGAGGAAAGAUUGACCAAUGUCAAGAAUGUCAUGCUCACCAGUUUGCGACAACGUAGACCCAGUAGAAAUCCAAGAGCGUGUUCUUCGCUGCCAUCUGUUUAUCCCUAGAGAAGUCAUUAUGAUGAUGGGAGACUCUGGUUGAGUUGAACCUGUUGCGUUAUUAUUUGGGAAGAAUGAGGCAAGUACUGUUGGAUGAG